Messenger RNA from Leguminivora glycinivorella, 1609 nucleotides. RefSeq lists its product as uncharacterized. Lineage: Eukaryota; Metazoa; Arthropoda; Insecta; Lepidoptera; Tortricidae. Bases 23 to 1438 code for a protein of 471 amino acids. The transcript has 2 exons. The record is from RefSeq and is a predicted model, not a curated record.
GUUGGUGUAUGGUAGUGUAAACAUGGAUACGGGAGAAGACGCCGUGCCUCCAGAUAAAAAUGGUGGCCCUUCGGGUAAUCAAAAGCGUCCUAGUUCUGAAGAUGAUAGUGGAGCAGAUCUUCACGGAAAAAAAUCUAGUCCCCCAAGCGCGUCCAUUCAACAUACGUACGUCCGUCCGGGAUAUGAAAACGCUAACGAUUACAAGUAUGCACCGACUGAUUUAGGCCCAUUUGUAGUUCAUGUGUCCCGAGAGGAUACCGAAAGCACGAACACUUCAAGUCGUAUGAAAGCCUUAAAAAUGGCCCAAAUAAUAUAUAAUAAUAAAGUACCAGGCAUCAAAGAAAUAAAAGCAUUAGGGAAAACAAAAAUGGAAAUCCACUUCGCAACAGCGUCAGAGGCAAAUUCAUUUCUAUCUCAUGACAUUUUGACGACGCAUAAGCUUUCUGCAGCAAUCCCGCGGUUCCAGGUAUCUCGCAUGGGGGUAGUUAGGCAAAUUCCUCUGGACUGGACCCUGGAGGAAUUCGUAAAUAGCAUUGAAUGCCCUACAGGGUCUGGCCCAGUGGUCAAGGCACGUAGGCUAAAUAAGAAAAGAGAAGUGGAAGGUCGUCGUGUUUGGGAACCCACAGGAACAGUUGCACUAACUUUCCUCGGACAGGUUUUACCUGAAAAAAUUUAUAGCUUUAGCAUGUCCUUACCCGUCUCCACAUAUAAACUACCUAUAAUUCAAUGUAGAAAAUGUGUAAGAUUCGGCCAUAUUAAAGAACAAUGCCGCUCCAAUCCUAGAUGUUCACGUUGUUCGCAAAAUCACGAAACAACUGAGUGUUCAGUCCCCGAUGCUGAGGUAUCCUGUCUUUUCUGUUCGGGCCCGCAUGCCGCAACCAACCAAAGCUGUCCAGAAUUUGCCCGCCAAAGGUCUAUCAAGUUGGUAAUGGUAGAAGAAAAUAUAGGAUAUAUUGAAGCUGCGAGACGCUUCCGUCCAGUUAGAACAUCAUUUGCUGACAUUGCAAAGACUAGCCAAGCAAACCAACCAAACCGAGAAAUCAGGUCGCUCUCCCCCUCAUCUAAAAGUCCAGCGCAGUCUUCAUCAUCUCAAAAUUCCCCAACAACUCAGACGACUCAGUCAUAUAGAAAAACUAUCCUAGUGCAAAGAAGACCCAAGCCUGUGCUUGGUAAGUCUUAUGAUGUAGAGGCUCACAGAAACAUCACAUCCACCCCUCAAUCGUCUCAAUCAAAUGGAUGUGCACUGGGACAGCAGGUCUCAGAGACACCUAAUGACAACCUUAGCUAUGGCGUGUCACUGAUUAUUGAUGAUCUCCUGAGCAGAUUUGGAGACAUCUUACCGUACAGUGCUCUAGAAGCCUUCCAGGCUCAAAUCUGUGCUUCGAUUAAUAAAGCCAUACAAAACGGCCUCACACAACCUGAUACAAUGGAAUGCUAGAAGUAUUAAAAAUAAAAAGCAUGAAAUUAUAAAUUUAAUUAAUUUACAUAGCCCUUCUAUCCUUGCCAUCUCGGAGACUUGGUUGGCGCCUGGAUCCCACUUUAGGGUUACAGGCUACUCCUGUCUUAGGGAUGACAGGGAUGACGGGCAUGCUGGCUGUGCUAUUUUAAU